This is a messenger RNA of Blepharisma stoltei, 762 nucleotides long. NCBI's taxonomy places the organism in Eukaryota, Ciliophora, Heterotrichea, Heterotrichida, Blepharismidae. The record is from the annotation of a GenBank genome assembly.
AUGGAGGCUCAAGAAAAUCAAGCUGGUGGACACACUGGAAGAUUUGUCCAAAGAGAUGGAAAAAUCCUUAAAAAGGCUAAAGCUCCAGAAAGAGCGUUCUACGCUUUCCUUUAUUCUCCUGAGCUCCAAGACGAGCACUUAAUUGAAUUCAGAAAAUUCCCUCCAGCAUAUUAUGGCACUGAAACAGUCAAUGGCAAAACUCACAUGAUUUUAGAAGACCUGACAAUAAAUUAUCAGCAUGCAAGCCUUCUCGACUGCAAAUUAGGCAGAAUCACCUAUAGCAGAGAUCAAGCUCAAAUAAAAAUCGACCAUCAAAUUGCCAAGCAAGCUACCACUACAAGUGGAAGUUUAGGAUUCAGGAUAGCAGGAAUCUGUAUAAAAGAUGAUGCUGGGAAUAUCACUGAAUCUUGGUCUCACCACGGAAAGCAUUUAAACAUCAAUAAAGACAAUAUUUAUGAGCAAUUCUUGAAAGCUGUCACCAGAAAUGGCCAAGUUCAACCACACGUUAUUAAUAAGUUUAUUGCUGAUACUGAAGAAAUCCUUGCUUGGUGGAGAAAACAAAGAUCAAAGCACUUUAUUACAACUUCUCUGUUAUAUAUUAAUGGGAUUAAUGGAUGCCAAACAAGAAUUGUCGAUUUCUCAAGAGUUUAUGAUGCAGAAGGGACUGAAGAUAACAGUAAUUUCUAAUUAGAUGUGAUUGAAGGACUUGAAAAUGUUAUCAGAAUAUGGCACCAAGUGAAGCAAGUAAGUGGCUUAGAGUAA